Messenger RNA from Fopius arisanus, 2286 nucleotides. It is a transcript of the gene Gld, whose product is annotated as Glucose dehydrogenase. NCBI's taxonomy places the organism in Eukaryota, Metazoa, Arthropoda, Insecta, Hymenoptera, Braconidae. The record is from RefSeq and is a predicted model, not a curated record. The coding region runs from base 91 to 1899 and encodes 602 amino acids. The transcript is spliced from 7 exons. Gene Ontology annotation, molecular function: flavin adenine dinucleotide binding; oxidoreductase activity, acting on CH-OH group of donors.
UUCUGGCCGUGGGACCGCAAGAACCCCAACAUCCACUCGUUUGCUCAGGCCAUUGUUAUUGUUUGUUCAUAAAAGAAACAAGUCUCGAGAAUGAGUUGCCAGUGUCCGCUGACAACGGCGCCAGGUCCUACCCUAGCCUCGACCUGUGGUGGGCCUUCAUUCAUGCUCUUCAUGGGCCUGUUGGAGGUAUUCCUGCGGAGUCAAUGUGAUCUCGAAGAUCCGUGCAACAGGCCCCAACCACCGGCUCAGAUCAACUCCAGUUAUGAUUUUGUUGUCAUCGGUGGAGGAAGUGGAGGUGCCACAGUGGCAGCCAGACUCUCAGAGGAGCCAAGUUUCUCUGUUUUACUGCUGGAAGCAGGAAUGGAUGAACCAACUGGAACCCAAAUUCCCUCGUUCUUCUUCAACUUCUUGGGGACCGACCUGGACUGGCAGUACAACACCGAGCCAGAGGACGAGGCAUGUCUCAAUAAAGAGGACAGAAGGUGCUACUGGCCAAGAGGAAAGGUUCUUGGUGGAACAAGUGUAAUGAAUGGAAUGACGUACAUGAGGGGUUCCCGAAAAGACUACGACGAUUGGGCUCGAAUGGGUAAUGCCGGCUGGUCUUACCAGGAUGUACUCCCAUAUUUUUUACGCAGUGAGGAUAAUGUCCAGAUCAAUGACGUGGAUUACGGUUAUCAUUCAACUGGAGGUCCACUGACUGUAUCCCAUUUUCCUUAUCAUCCACCUCUGAGUCGGGCUCUGGUCGACGCCGGUCGAGAGCUAGGAUACAAAGCCGUGGAUUUGAACGGAAGGUCUCACACUGGUUUCAUGAUCGCUCAGAUGACGUCGAGGAAUGGAUCAAGACUAUCGUCUUCCCGGGCAUUCCUUCGUCCAGCUCGUAAUCGUCGGAAUCUCCACGUUAUGCUCAAUUCAACAGCGACAAGGAUCCUGUUUGACCAGAACAAGCAGGCAGUUGCUGUUGAAUUUCUACAUGGGGAUCAACUGCGUCGUGUCAAUGUCCGGAAAGAGGUGGUCGUCAGUGGAGGUGCCGUAAAUUCCCCUCAAAUUCUCUUGAACAGUGGUAUCGGACCAAGAGAUGAGCUCUCAGCUAUCGGUGUUCCUACGGUUCAGCAUUUGCCAGGGGUUGGAAAAAAUCUUCACAAUCACGUUUCUUAUUCCCUGCCAUUUACUAUUAACGAUACUGACACGUCACCCCUCAAUUGGGCAACAGCGAUGGAGUACUUAUUGUUUAGAGAUGGUCUAAUGUCUGGAACUGGAAUUUCCGAGGUGACUGCAAUGAUAAAUACGAAGUACGCCAAUCCCCAGGAGGAUCACCCGGAUAUUCAAUUGAUCUUCGGUGGAUACUUGGCAGACUGCUCUGAAACAGGAAUGGUGGGGGAGAAGAAGGGAGGCAAAAGGCGUAUUUACAUAAUCCCAACGCUCCUGCACCCCAAGAGUCGUGGGUAUCUCCGAUUGAGGGACAAUAAUCCAUUAUCGAAACCCCUCAUCUACCCGAGGUAUCUGACUCAUCCAGACGACGUGGGUGGCGUCAUCGAGGGCAUUAAAUUCGCUACAAGACUCGCACAAACGCGCACACUCUCAAAAUACGCAUUUGAACUCGAUAAAACCCCAGUAAAAGGCUGUGAACACUUGAAAUUUGGGUGUGACGCAUACUGGGAGUGCGCUAUCAAGCGCGAUACUGCACCGGAGAAUCAUCAAGCUGGCUCUUGCAAGAUGGGACCUGAUAAUGAUCCCCUGGCGGUUGUCGAUAAUCAAUUGAGGGUCCGGGGGGUUCGUGGGGUACGAGUCGCUGACACCAGCAUUAUGCCGAGGGUCACUUCGGGGAAUACUAAUGCACCGGCUAUUAUGAUUGGAGAACGAGCCGCUGAUUUCAUCAAAAGAUCGUGGGCUCGGUCCUGAGGGAGACACUCGCUUUUUAGACAAUCAAAUGCCAGGAUUCGAUUUUAAAAGUUAAAUCCUAUUAAAUUUAUAUCAUUAUUUCACCUCGUGGUAACGAAAUACUGCAGAGAUUAUUCUUUGGACUCAUCUCGUGUCGUAAAUUCAUUGAAGAUAAUCGUGGAAAUUCCAAUGAUUGCGAUUAGAUCGAUCGAUUCCGUCCAAUUAUGAAACAAUGAAUCUACCACUCAUUGAUUUACUGGUAGAUCAUCGGUGAAAGUGAGAGACUCUUUUACUGCCGUUAGAGAUUAUUAAUCGAUUGUACAAGUCCAUGUAUCAAUAAGUUCGAUGUUAUGAAGUUGGAGGGAAAAGAUACUAGGGGUAAUAAAAAAUUGAUAACUCGUAAACAUA